Messenger RNA from Cololabis saira (Pacific saury), 979 nucleotides. RefSeq names its product B-cell translocation gene 1, anti-proliferative (gene btg1). The record is from RefSeq and is a predicted model, not a curated record. The coding region runs from base 292 to 834 and encodes 180 amino acids. Gene Ontology annotation, biological process: negative regulation of mitotic cell cycle; negative regulation of cell population proliferation. The transcript has 2 exons. NCBI's taxonomy places the organism in Eukaryota, Metazoa, Chordata, Actinopteri, Beloniformes, Belonidae. Gene Ontology annotation, cellular component: nucleus; cytoplasm.
CUCCGCUGCUCGCGUCACUCUGAAGGAGGAAGGCGAGCAGCGAGGGUUCGGCUUUGCCCCCCGGACUCGGUUAUUUACCAACACGGACCCCCUCUCCACCCUCGCAGCCGCACUCUACCUCUGAUAAAUGCCAAGAGAAGCCGCACAACCGCCACCAGACACGGACAGCUGCUCGGAGAGGAAAAAAAACACGUGAAAUAAAAGAAAAAGAGCGAGAAAAUAGCAAAAAAACAAAAAAAUACCACAACAAAAGCGCGCGCAGUCGUCGCCGUUGCCUUUUCUUUUUCCUCAAUGCAUACCCUUUGUGCCCGGGGAACCAUGAAGCCAGAGAUCAACGCCGCGGUGGGAUUUCUGUCCAGAUUUCUGCGGGUGAAAGGACACGUAAACGACCGACAGGUCCAGACCUUCAACCAGAGCUUACAGGACAUCCUGGCAGAGCAAUACAAGCACCACUGGUUCCCAGACCGGCCCUGCAAGGGCUCCGGCUACCGCUGCAUCCGCAUCAACCACAAGAUGGACCCGCUGGUGUGGCAGGCGGGCCAGCGCAUCGGCCUGACCAUCCAGCAGCUGUACCUGGUGCUGCCCAGCGAGCUCACGCUCUGGGUGGACCCCUUCGAAGUGUCCUACCGCAUCGGCGAGGACGGCUCCAUCUGCGUCCUGUACGAGUCGCAGCCCGGCCCCGCGCUGAUGCCCGCCAUGGCCGGCAGCGGCCAUGGCGCCGCCUCAGGGAACGGCCCGGUGGUCAGCUCCAUCAGCUGCAAGGAUGAACUGAGGGUUCUGGGCAGAACCAGUCCCUCCAAGGCCUACGGUAACAUGAUGACUGUGUCCAGCUAGACGCUGGCGGUGCAGCGGCGCCGUCAGCAGCCACUUUCGUUCAGGGUCCCGCCGUGGCUGGUCCGAUCAUGGUGAGCCUUUUUAAAGCUAAGAAUAUGAAAUAAAUAGUGAAACAAGAAAAACAGAAGAAAAAAAAAAUCAAAAA